This is a messenger RNA of Calidris pugnax (ruff), 2623 nucleotides long. Its product is annotated as cryptochrome-1-like. Gene Ontology annotation, molecular function: FAD binding; DNA binding. Gene Ontology annotation, biological process: circadian regulation of gene expression; entrainment of circadian clock by photoperiod. Gene Ontology annotation, cellular component: cytoplasm; nucleus. The transcript has 12 exons. The coding region runs from base 317 to 1957 and encodes 546 amino acids. Lineage: Eukaryota; Metazoa; Chordata; Aves; Charadriiformes; Scolopacidae. The record is from RefSeq and is a predicted model, not a curated record.
CCUCCUCCCCCGGCCGGCGUUGUGUAACGGGGCAUGGCGGGGCCAGGGGCCAGGCGCUGGCCUCCAGGAGGAACCACAGGCCGCGGGGAAGGAGGAGCGGGACGGUGACGCUCUGACGACGGCGUUAUCCCUCCAGCACGUCCCUGCCCGGGGAGGGAGAUGUUUCCCAUCAGGAGAACCGAGCUCGGCGCUUGCGUGGCCUCCUCUUUUCGGGGUGACGUGUAAAGAUCCCAGAGCCUCGACCAGGUAAACCCUCGAGGCAUCGUGUCUCCCCAAAGCCAACGACGGGUUCCCUUCCUCUCUCACAGCAGCCAAGAUGUCGCAUCGCACCAUCCAUCUUUUCCGGAAGGGGCUUCGGCUUCACGACAACCCAACGCUGGUGGCAGCGCUGGAGUCCUCGGAGGUCCUCUACCCCCUCUACAUCCUGGACAGAAAGUUCAUGACGUCCGUCAUGCACAUAGGGGCCCUGCGGUGGCAUUUUCUGCUGCAGUCCCUGGAGGAUCUCCAGAAGAACUUGUCUCAGCUGGGCUCUUGCUUGCUGGUUGCUCAAGGAGAGUACGAGGCCGUUCUUAGGGAUCACGUCCAGAAGUGGAAUAUCACGCAGGUGACUCUGGACGCGGAGAUGGAACCUUUUUACAAGGAGAUGGAGGCCAAGAUACGGCGUCUGGGAGAAGAGCUGGGCUUUGAGGUGCUUUCUCUGGUGGGCCACAGCCUGUACGAUACCAAACGGAUUUUGGACCUGAACGGUGGGACUCCCCCGUUAACAUACAAGAGGUUCCUUCACAUUCUGUCUCUGCUGGGGGACCCCGAGGUGCCCGUCCGAAACCUCACCGCUGAAGACUUCCAGAGGUGUCAGCCCCCUGACCCGGGCCUGGCUGAGGGUUAUGGGGUGCCUCUCCCCGUGGAUUUGAAGCUCCCCCCGGAGAGCCCUUCCCCCUGGCGAGGAGGGGAGACCGAAGGGCUGCGGCGCCUGGAGCAACACCUGACGGACCAGGGCUGGGUGGCCAGUUUUACUAAACCCAGAACAGUCCCAAAUUCGCUGCUUCCAAGCACCACGGGCCUGAGCCCCUAUUUCAGCAUGGGCUGUCUGUCUGUUCGCACCUUUUUUUAUAGGUUGUCAAACAUUUACGCUCAGGCCAAGCAUCACUCUCUGCCCCCCGUGUCCCUCCAAGGGCAGCUUCUGUGGAGGGAAUUCUUCUACACGGUGGCAUCGGCAACACCCAACUUCACCAAAAUGGCUGGGAACCCCAUCUGCCUGCAGAUCCCUUGGUACGAGGAUGCAGAGAGGCUCCACAAGUGGAAAACGGCACAGACGGGCUUCCCGUGGAUCGACGCCAUUAUGACCCAGCUGCGCCAGGAGGGAUGGAUCCACCACCUCGCUCGACACGCCGUUGCCUGCUUCCUGACCCGGGGGGACCUCUGGAUCAGCUGGGAAGAGGGCAUGAAGGUGUUUGAGGAGCUGCUCUUAGACGCCGACUACAGCAUCAACGCGGGGAACUGGAUGUGGCUGUCGGCCAGCGCCUUCUUCCACCAGUACACCAGGAUCUUCUGCCCCGUCCGCUUCGGGAAGCGCACGGACCCCGAGGGGCACUACAUCAGGAAAUACUUGCCUGUACUAAAGAACUUUCCCUCCAAGUACAUCUACGAGCCCUGGACGGCGUCUGAAGAGGAGCAGCAGCGCGCGGGGUGUCUCAUAGGCCGCGAUUACCCCUUCCCGAUGGUGAACCACAAGGAAGCCAGCGCUCACAACCUGCAGCUGAUGAAGCAGGUGAGGGAGGAGCAGCCCAGAACAGCCCAGCUGACGAGAGAUGAGACAGAUGACCCAAUGGAAAUGAAAGUAAAGCGUGACCACUCGGAAGAAAACAUCCCAAAAGGAAAAGUGGCCAGGAUGGCAGAUGACACCGAGGUCCCGUUGGAACCAAAGAAGGGCAAGAGGGGAGAGGCAGGGGGCAACUGAGCCGGGCUGUGCCCUGCAGGUGGUGCCUCUGGUUUGGGAACUGACCUCCAGGAGAAGUGUUGGCUCCUGAAUGUGUGUUAGUGCAGUUAUUUCAAAUGGAAUUGUCCAUCUGUGAGCGGUAGAAGCUGCUUGUUGUUCAAGAGGUGACUGGUUUGGGCAGGACAUGAUGCUUUAAUACUGUUUGAAUCCAUGCGUCUGUAUAAAUAGUUUCAGUGACACACACUUGUCUUUCUAACGUGCCAGAUAAAUGUCAGUUGAAGAAUAUGUGCGCAUUAAUGUGUUUUCACACAUUACUGUUAACAACUUUAUUUGCCUGUCUUGUAGUGACAGAGGUUCAGGGAUUUUCAGGUGUGGUUUUUAGGUUCACAGCUGGUGUCGCAGUCCCUGGUCUGCGGAGGGGCAGCAGAACCCAGCCCCUUGUAAAGUUGUGUGUAGUUCUUGUGACUUAAGUGGGAUUUCUUACGCUUUUUAAGGAUAAAGUUGCAAAACAUCUCACUGAAUUAGGGCUGAUGUUCAGCUUCAUUCACCAGAACUCUGCUUCUUGGCUAAUUCCUCUAGAAGUGUAGACUAGAUGUUAUUUCCAUCGUACCACAUGUACAAAUGUACCCUUCCAUCGAAGUGUCUCGUUGUGAGGUUUCACAAGGUGGGAUUAGUCAAUGAUCUUCG